Molecule: messenger RNA, 1080 nt
Organism: Geodia barretti
Lineage: Eukaryota; Metazoa; Porifera; Demospongiae; Tetractinellida; Geodiidae
Source: the annotation of a GenBank genome assembly
AUGUCGUGUUUCAGACGCUUGGACGUUUCGCGGCCUCAAGACCGCCGUUAUCGAAAACGAGCUGCUGAGAUCGUGGUGCUCAUCGACAAGGGCGCUGACAUUUACCAGUUCGUGCACAAGCCCUCGGACACGGACUUCCUCUGGCGUUCCCCUUGGGGUGUCCGCGACCCGACCGUGCGCAUGCCGACUACGGGGUCUGGCGAAGGUCUGUGGAUGGAUGUUUAUGAAGGAGGCUGGCAGACUGUACUGCCCGGUGGGAGGAUUCCCCACCCAGUACAUGGGCGCCGACAUGGGCCUGCACGCCGAGGUGAAUACGGUCCGUGGGAUGCGGUGAUUCUCGAGGACACGACUGAAGUAGUCUCAAUGCGCUUCUGGGUGCGAGCGGCCCGCACUCCUUUCUUCUUCGAGAAGACGCUGACGCUGCGCAGCGGCUCCGCCGUGCUCGAAAUCGAGGCGCGCCUUACUAACGAGGGAGAGGAACCCGUCCACUGCGUAUGGGGCGAGCACAUCGCGCUGGGCGCCCCUUUCCUGAGCGAAGACUGCGUCAUAGACCUUCCCGGUGGGACACUCAUCAACGAAGAAUUGGAAGACUGGCAUCCUAACAACAAGCUGAAAUCGGGCUUUAAUGCGCCGUGGCCCAUGUCCCAACUCAAAGACGGAACGCCCAGGGACUUGAGCAGAAUCCCUCCUAAGAGUUUCCGCUCCUACGAUAUGUCCUACAUCGCGGACAUGCCGGACGGAUGGUACGCAGUGACCAACCAGAAGACAGGAAUUGGCUUCGGCUUCCGCUAUCCCACGGAAGUGUUCAGGUACCUGUGGUACUGGCACUCGUUCGGGGGCGGCUUCGGGUAUCCCUGGUAUGGACGCACUUACAAUGUGGGAUUAGAGCCAUUCACAAGCUAUGGCAACAGCGGAUUGGCGGGAGCAGUGGAGAACGGCACCGCGCUGCUCGUGCAGCCAGGGCAAACGGUGGAGACAUCCCAGCGAGCUGUAGCAUACAGCGGCGCCUCACGGGUCAGAUCGAUCUCGUCGGACGGGGAUGUAACCAUUGAGAGUAAUGCCGCUUUGCAAGGCAGCUAA